This is a messenger RNA of Peromyscus californicus insignis, 4559 nucleotides long. It is a transcript of the gene Ero1a, whose product is annotated as endoplasmic reticulum oxidoreductase 1 alpha. Lineage: Eukaryota; Metazoa; Chordata; Mammalia; Rodentia; Cricetidae. Gene Ontology annotation, cellular component: endoplasmic reticulum membrane; endoplasmic reticulum. The record is from RefSeq and is a predicted model, not a curated record. Gene Ontology annotation, molecular function: thiol oxidase activity; protein-disulfide reductase activity; FAD binding. Bases 63 to 1454 code for a protein of 463 amino acids. Gene Ontology annotation, biological process: protein folding in endoplasmic reticulum. The transcript is spliced from 16 exons.
AAGCGCGCGGCCUGCGCCCGGGAGCCGGGGACGUCGGCGCGGGCGGAGGGCGGCGGUCGGCGAUGGGCUGCGGCUGGGGCUUGCUCGUCGGCCUCCUGGGCGCCCUGUGGCUACUGUGCUCGGGCCACGGCGAGGAGACGGCGGCGCAGCGCUGCUUCUGCCAGGUUAGUGGUUACCUGGAUGAUUGUACCUGUGAUGUUGAGACCAUCGAUAAAUUUAAUAACUACAGACUUUUCCCAAGACUACAAAAACUUCUUGAAAGUGACUACUUUAGAUAUUACAAGGUAAACUUGAAGAAGCCCUGUCCUUUCUGGAAUGACAUCAACCAGUGUGGGCGAAGAGACUGCGCUGUGAAACCGUGUCAUUCUGAUGAAGUUCCUGAUGGAAUUAAGUCUGCAAGCUACAAGUAUUCUGAAGAAGCUAACCUCAUUGAAGAAUGUGAACAAGCUGAGCGGCUUGGAGCAGUGGACGAAUCUCUGAGUGAGGAAACCCAGAAGGCUGUUCUUCAGUGGACCAAGCAUGAUGAUUCUUCAGACAGCUUCUGUGAAGUUGACGACAUACAGUCCCCCGAUGCUGAGUAUGUGGAUUUACUCCUUAACCCUGAGCGCUAUACAGGCUACAAGGGGCCGGAUGCUUGGAGGAUAUGGAGUGUCAUCUAUGAAGAAAACUGUUUUAAGCCACAGACAAUUCAACGGCCUUUAAAUCCUUUGGCUUCUGGUCAAGGAAAAAGUAAAGAGAACACUUUUUACAGCUGGCUAGAAGGCCUCUGUGUAGAAAAGAGAGCAUUCUACAGGCUUAUAUCUGGUCUACAUGCAAGCAUUAAUGUGCAUUUGAGUGCAAGGUAUCUUUUACAAGAUACUUGGCUGGAAAAGAAAUGGGGCCACAAUGUCACAGAGUUUCAGCAGCGCUUUGAUGGGGUUUUGACGGAAGGAGAAGGUCCGAGAAGGCUGAAGAACUUGUACUUUCUGUACUUGAUAGAGUUAAGGGCUCUGUCUAAAGUGCUCCCAUUUUUUGAGCGCCCGGAUUUUCAGCUCUUCACUGGAAAUAAAGUUCAGGAUGCAGAAAACAAAGUGUUACUUCUGGAGAUCCUUCAUGAAAUCAAGUCAUUUCCUUUGCAUUUUGAUGAGAAUUCUUUUUUUGCUGGGGAUAAAAAUGAAGCACAUAAACUGAAGGAGGACUUCCGACUACAUUUUAGAAAUAUUUCGAGAAUCAUGGAUUGCGUUGGUUGUUUUAAGUGUCGACUGUGGGGAAAGCUCCAGACUCAGGGUUUGGGCACUGCUCUGAAGAUCCUGUUUUCCGAGAAACUGAUAGCAAAUAUGCCAGAGAGUGGACCAAGUUAUGAAUUCCAGCUAACCCGACAGGAGAUAGUAUCCUUGUUUAAUGCAUUUGGAAGGAUUUCGACAAGUGUGAGAGAAUUAGAGAACUUCAGGCACUUGUUACAGAAUGUUCACUGAGGAGGACAGCUUGAAAGGCGCCUGCUUCUGGACGGGGAGGCCACAGAGCUGAAUCUCUCCGAGCAGCGUGACCGCAAUGGCCGUCUUAAGGCAAACAUUUCUAUAAAGCUGCUUUUGUAAAAGGAGAAAUACAUUGUUUUAAGUAAAUGACAUUUUUAAAAAUUGUGUUCAUGUUUAAUAUUAUUGUGAAUAAAAGUAGUAUUUUGAUAAUGUACAAAUUUUAAUACUAGACAAAGGUAAGAUCACCAAAAUCCAUAUGGUAAAGCUAGGUGAAUGAUGUUUUAAGCCUCUCAAACUAGAUUUGUAUUUACCAAGAUGUGAUAAAAAUAAAGUUAAGAUAACUGUGACAAGUAUUGGAUAGUAAAAUUCUGAGAGGCUCAUCAAUAACCCGUGGUCCACAGCCUAAGAACACCAAUGCAUUUUCAUUUGCCUCGUUCGCAAAGAAACUACAGAAUUCCCAGUUAGAUUUGAGUUUUAGAUAAGCAGCUAGUUUUCUUAAGUUUAAGUGUGUUGUAUGCAGUAUUAGGGCCGUAUUUAUACUAAAAGUAAUUCAUUUGUUUUAAGUUCAGGUUUAACUGGGAGGCCUGUGAUUUCCUGGCAACCUUAAAAUACACUGGUAUGAAACAUUCCUUUUAGAGUUAUAUGGCUAUUUUGAUUGUGCUGUUUUGGUAUGUAGGGAAGUAGACCAACUAUAAGGCACAGGAGAUUUCUAAACAUUGUAGAAAGAUGAAGAGAUAUAUUUAUUCUCAUAGUACUUCCCCUAAUAGUAGAAUUUUGGGGAAAAUUUUAUUUUUAUAUAAUUUCAGAUUUACAGAAAAGUUUCAAAAACAGUGCAAAAAAAUGUUUUACUCAAAUUCAUCGAUUAUUCCCAUGUGUUUUACCUCUCAUCCUGUCCCACGCUGGGAAUUGAGCCCAGGACCUCAGGCAUGCUGGGGCUAGCCCUCCACCCCUGAGCUGUGUCCUCAGGUCUUGCUUUAUCUUUUGUGUAGACAUAGAUGCCCUGUUUUUAUUUAUUGUUUGAAAACUAGUCAUGGGCUUCAUGUGUUAACCCAAAAUACUUCAGUGUAAUGCUCAGCAAUCUCCUAAAAGUGAUUUUUUUGUUUUUCUUUCAAGGGAAAAACCAAACCUUACUAAUCUGAGCUAAACUACUAUAAGCCUUAGAAUAAGGAAAUAUCUCAUGUCCUAGUGACUUUUUUUUUUGCUUGCUUUUUUUGACCCGUGUAAUCAUAGGUUAUACAGUUCAUGUUUUUUAUACAUGAACCUGAUUUCUUUUGCCUCCAUAAAAUGGAACUGUAACCUGCAUAGGUUUUCACUAGUGGAAGCUUUUUACUGAGAACAGUAUUUGAAGUGGUUUAAGAAUUUAUACCACGGGCUGGAGAGAUGGCUCAGAGGUUAAGAGCACUGGCUGCUCUUCCAGAGGUCCUGAGUUCAAUUCCCAGCAACCACAUGGCGGCUCACAACCAUCUGUAAUGAGAUCUGGUGCCCUCUUCUGGCUGGCAGUCAUAUAUGCUGUAUACAUAAUAAAUAAAUAAAUCUUAAAAAAAAGAAUUUAUAUCACAUGGCAGUUAUAAGUGCUGUAGACCUCAAAAUUAUGCCCCCUUUAUAUCAUAUAUAAAGUCUGAGCGGUUAGGGCAGGUAGGGAUGUCACAUAAGAAAAGCAGAAUUUCUAUAUGUAAUGGUCAGAAAUGUCACUUUACGCUGCUGUGUAUCUUCUCUGUCCCUAAGAUUUGGUCCAGUGCCAAGCAUAUAGUUGGUGUCUAGUAUUUGUUGAUUGAAUGUGUAAGUAUGUAUUUAGUAUACUUUAUGUGAAUGAUCAUAGAACUAUGUUUAACAGUGUGUCCUCUUUUCCUUUCUCAUUUCCCCCCUUCUUUUGAAUAGGGUAACAAAUGAAAGAUGUCAACCCACUAAUUAAAUGUUUUCUUGGGGAUUCAUAGUACUAAGUGAUUACCAUACACAAGGUGUUUCAGCAGCCAGAGUUCUUAAAAACCUCACUGCUUACACUUGCUGCCUCCACUUGAUUAUCCCUGUGUCCUCUGUCCUUCCAAAUGCGGUCGAACAGCUUAGCUCUAAGUCUGCAGUUAACACACACAAGCUGUUUCUUGAUUUGAACUUUUCCUGCACUUGACACUCUUGACAAUCUCUUCCUCCAAGUCCCUGCUCCAAGGUGGCCUUGUGUCUGGUUUGCUCCUGGAUGCCUUUCCUCUGGUCUCCUCAGUUACCCUGGAUGUCAUUCCUCAGACUUCUUGUUUCCAGUCACUGCUUCACUUGGGUCAUUUCCAUCCAGUGAUGCCCAACAGACUUUAGCUCAGACUUAGUGCGUUUUCCUGCUGGACUCACUCGAGUCUCCACAAACCCACUCCUGUGUCUGCUCCUUACUUGGUUAGUUUCAGAGCCAUUGUUCUGUACAAGAUUUUAUAGUUCAUUCCUCUUCUCCUAACUAUUGGUGUCUGAGUUCUGCUGACUUUACUCCCAUCUUUCUAUCAUUCUCUCUUAUUUUUGUUACUGUUACCCAAAGGACUGCCCAGUCUAUUUCCUCAUCUCUGUGGCCCAUAUCACCAGAUUCGGCUUUCUAGAAGCAUUCAACCUAACACCCACUGGCAAUUUUAUGAGCUUUCUGGUGAGAGCUUUUUACUUGGUGUCCAAGAUCCUUUUCUUGUCUUUGCCACUCUGUUCUGAUAAGCGUGUUAAAAAAGUCCAGAGCUGGAUCUCCCUCCAAACCAUGGUAGACACCGUAUUUGCAUUGAGAAACCCAGGCUUCUUCCCCACCUGGGACGUUCCGUGCAUUUUUGAAAUUACACCUGUCCCCUUCCCAUGGUCACCACUGUAAUUGCAACCUACCUCUACUGAAUCACUUAUUGUACUGUAUGUUUUACUUUUUUAAAGUGUCCUUUACUAGAAUGUGAGCUCCCUAGGGGCAGGAAAAGAGACUAUUAAUUUUGGCAUCUCUGUAGCAUAGUGUUUGGCAUAUGAGCAUUUAAUAAAUGUUUGUUGAAUUAAUUGCUUCACAGUGACAGCUGUGCCUCACUGCGAGUACCCUCACUGCCUUUGCUUACGGCAAGGGUCAGUAGACUUUGGGGUGGGCAAUAAAGAUGAAAAUAAUUUGAA